AUGUCAGCUCCCUACAUGGGGGACACGGCUAUUAUAUAUGGCAAAGUUCCUUCUCGACUCCGUAGCCGGCUCAAGGAUGAGAUCAAAAGUGGAGACCUGCAUCUCUUAGCCCCUGGAGCAGGGUGUUCGUCCCCAGCCCCGGAUCUCACUAGCGCGUUUUGCGGACGAUACGAGACUUUACUCCUUUCAUCACCAACCUAUGCUGCUCACGCCCAGUACGCAUUCCUCUAA
Penicillium chermesinum is the source of this 231-nucleotide messenger RNA. RefSeq lists its product as uncharacterized. The record is from RefSeq and is a predicted model, not a curated record. Bases 1 to 231 code for a protein of 76 amino acids. Lineage: Eukaryota; Fungi; Ascomycota; Eurotiomycetes; Eurotiales; Aspergillaceae. The transcript has a single exon.